Molecule: messenger RNA, 2571 nt
Organism: Tachysurus fulvidraco (yellow catfish)
Lineage: Eukaryota; Metazoa; Chordata; Actinopteri; Siluriformes; Bagridae
Exons: 9
Coding region: 39-2054 (671 amino acids)
Source: RefSeq, a predicted model, not a curated record
CAGUGAAAGUGUUGUCCAGCUGCUUUUCCUCUGGAGUCAUGAAAGUGACCUGUUCUGCUGAUGGAGACAACCUUCACUUCAGCUGGACUUCUGACUUUAACACAUUCCCUCAACUAGAGAACGGGACCAGCACUGUCACACUGGAACAAGACCAUCAAGGAAACAUCACCUGCCAUGUAGAAAAUCAUGUCAACCGUCACCACGAUACUGCUGAACUCCACCAAUGUCCUGGUUCACUGUUUCAGGAUCAUGUCUGUAGAUUUAAUCAGAUUAAACCGUGCCAUGUUGCUAUGGGACAACGACUGUACCUGCAAAUGCCGCUGGAGGAUGGGUUUGACCUAAAGACACCUAGUUUCAACUUAACAUAUAGAAAAAACCAAAGUUCCCCAACACCAACACCACGUCUCCCAAGAUGGCAGUUUGUUAAUGAUAGUAAAACUAUGAUACUAACCAGUGCAGAGAGGAACGACUCUGGAACAUACACUUUAGAGAUCUUUGAUGUAGACGGGAGAAGUAAAGGCAGUUAUACUCUCCAGGUGAACAUUGAAGCUCAGGUGUCCUCAGUGAAAGUGUCCUACAGCUGCUUGUCCUCUGGAGUCAUGAAAGUGACCUGUUCUGCUGAUGGAGACAACCUUCACCUCAGCUGGACUUCUGACUUUAACACACUCCCUCAACUGGAGAACGGGACCAGCACUGUUACACUGGAACAACACCAUCAAGGAAACAUCACCUGCCAUGUAGAAAAUCAUGUCAGCCGUGACCACGAUACUGCUGAACUCCACCAAUGUCCUGGUUCACUGUUUCAGGAUCAUGAUGUCUGUAGAUUUAAUCAGGGAAAUCCAUGCUAUGUAAUUCUGGGACAACGACUGCAACUGCAAAUGCCCUGGGAGGAUGGGUUUGACCUAAUGACCACUAAUUUAAUUUUAACAUAUAGAAAAACCCAAAGUUCCCCUCCAACACCACGUCUCCCAAGAUGGCAGGUUGUUAAUGAUAAUAAAACUAUGAUACUAACCAGUGCAGAGAGGAGCGACUCUGGAACAUACACUUUAUACAUCUUUGAUGGAGAAGGAAGAAGUAAAGGCAGUUAUACUCUCCAGGUGAACAUUGAAGCUCAGGUUUCAUCAGUGAAAGUGUCGUACAACUGCUUGCCCCUUGGAAUGAGAGUUAGGUGUUCUUCUGAUGGAGACAACCUCCACUUCAGUUGGACUUCUGAUUUUAACGCAUUCCCUCAACUGGAGAACAAGAACAACACUGUCACACUGGAAGAAGACCAUCAAGGAAAAGUCACCUGCCAUGUAGAAAAUCAUGUCAGCCGUGACCACGAUACCGUGGAGUUCCACCAAUGUUCUGGUUCACUGUUUCAGGAUCAUGUUGUCUGUAGAUUUAAUCAGAGUGAUCAGUGUUAUGUAGCUGUGGGACAACGACUACAACUGCUAAUGCCCUCGGAGGAUUGGUUUGACUUAAAGAACACUGGUUUAAUUUUAAGAUAUAGAACAAAAGAAAGUUCUUCACCAACACCACUUCUCUCAAGAUGGCAGUUUGUUAAUGAUAAUAAAACUAUGAUACUAACCAGUGCAGAGAGGAACGACUCUGGAACAUACACUUUAGAUAUAUUUGAUGGAGACGGGACAAAUAAAGGCAGUUAUACUCUCCAGGUGAACAUUGAAGCCAGGGUGUCCUCAGUGAAACUGUCCUACAGCUACUUGUUCUCUGACGUCAGGAGAGUGUUCUGUUCUGCUGAUGGAGACAACCUGCACUUCAGCUGGACUUCUGAAUCAAUCACUCGGUUGGAGGACGACAACAAAACUCUCGUACUGGAUAAAAUGCAUAAUGAAAAAGUAACCUGUCAUGUCAAAAAUCAUGUCAAUCGAGACUACAAUUCAAUUGAACUGCCAAAGUUUACCAGUCUCACUGUGUUUGUGUUUUUGUGGGUCUUUGAAGUCAUCAUCCUGAUGUCUGCAUUAGUGGGCACACUGUACAUUUACCCCAGAAUCUACAGAAAAAUGAGGACACCAGAGAGACCAGGAAGCUCUGUAACCCUUGACAAGGAUUAGAAGAGGCAGUCUGUGGCUGAUCUCCUCUAGUCGAGCAGCCAUUGUUCUCCGUCUCAUCCAGACUAAAACCUGAUAAAAAUGUAACCAUUACCAUAACAGUGUUACAGUGCCUUCUGCUUACCGACCUUGCUAUUGCUCUCUGUUUUGCAUUGUUUGCUCUGUGUUUUAAAAAAUUAAAUCAUCCUCAUGAUUCCUGCAAUUUCCUUUGAAACUGAGUGCUAAUUUUUUUUUGUUUUACUUAUAAUAUUUAAACACCACUGUAAUGAUGUGAUGCUACAGUAGCAACAAUUUAAUAAAAUAUUAAAUAUUUUUGAAAUGUAAAUCUAAUUUCUAAGUCCUAUGUCUAAAUGUGUGAAUGCUGAAUUAAAAUCUGUUUUAGUUAUUAUUAAUGAUUUUAUUAUCUUUUUUUUUUUAAGGUAACUCACCCCCACACAUUUGUUCUAGACUGUUCUAUUGUCUGUAUUAGGGGUGUGCAAAGCAGCCGGUAUUUGUAUCUGUAUUUGUUGAGGGGGGAAAA